Ananas comosus (pineapple) is the source of this 1114-nucleotide messenger RNA. Its product is annotated as probable aquaporin SIP2-1. The record is from RefSeq and is a predicted model, not a curated record. Bases 246 to 1007 code for a protein of 253 amino acids. Gene Ontology annotation, cellular component: membrane. Gene Ontology annotation, molecular function: channel activity. Gene Ontology annotation, biological process: transmembrane transport. NCBI's taxonomy places the organism in Eukaryota, Viridiplantae, Streptophyta, Magnoliopsida, Poales, Bromeliaceae. The transcript is spliced from 3 exons.
CCACCUUUAUAAUCCGUAUUUUGCCUCUUCGCCUCUCCCUCCCCACAAGGCCACAACCAUCUCCUCCUCCUCCUCGUCCUCCUCCUCCUCUCUCCCGCUCCCUAAGCCUGGAGAACCCUAACCCUAAACACCAUUUCCCCCGCCUCAAAUAUCCCAACUGCUCCUCCUCCUCCCCACGGAACCCUAACACCACCCUUUAUUCACCAUGCUUCUUCCACCAGCCACCACCGCCACCUCCCAUUUGGAUGAGGAGGGACGACGAUGACGAUAACAAUGGCGGAGGCGAACCCAUAUCGCGAACCGAGCUCGUGGUCUCGGACCUCUUCGUUUCCUUCAUGUGGGUUUGGUUGGGAUCCGUCGUCAGGUACUUGGCGUGCGGGAUUUUGGGGUCGGGGACGAGUUUUAGGGAUUUGGUGAUCAAGGGGCCCCUUGCUGUGCUUUACUUGUACUGGUUCUCGUUGCUGGGGAAGAGGAUGGGGGGUGGAUCGUAUAACCCUUUGAUAGUGCUCUGCUAUGGGGUUUGCGGGGAUUUCGAAGGGUUCCUCUUUGUGGUUUUUGGAAGAAUUCCUGCUCAGGUACUUGGUUCUAUUUUUGGUGUUUGGUUUGUCAAUACAACCUUUCCUGCAGCGGCUUAUGGACCUCGUUUGAAUGUUGAUAUGCAUCAUGGAGCAUUAACUGAAGGAGUACUUACAUUAACUAUUGUGGCAGUCUCCCUUUGGCUAAAGAAGUCCGGGAAGAGCUCAUCUACGAAAAUGUGGAUAUCAAGCAUUUCGAAAGUUAUGUGCCACAUCAUAUCAUCCGAUAUGACUGGUGGAAUCAUGAAUCCGGCUGCGGCCUUUGGUUGGGCGUACGCUCAAGGGCAGCACCUAACGAAGGAACACCUGUGCGUAUACUGGCUCGCUCCAAUGGAGGCGACUCUGCUCGGAGUAUGGAUCGCGAGUUUGUUCGUUCAUCCUCGUAAGCUAAAUAGGAGACAACGCCAAAAUGAAAUCAGAUUUCAAUUAUAGCGAAAUGGUUUGCAGUAGCUGUAUCACCUAUCUUCUAUUGUCCUCAAAAGAAUCUUUGUAUGCUGUGUUUGUAAAUGAUUUAUUAGUUUCUGUGAUAUAAUUAAGUA